AUGGCGGCGGGCCAGCAGCUCCGUCGCCCGCCUUUCGUGGAUACCGUCACCGAAAUCAUGAGGCGACGGAGCUUCUUGCAGUACUCGCACCGCAGCCUACUCCUCGACGGCGGCGGCGGCGUUCUGUUCGCGAUCUGUGCGGUGCUGGAGGAGGAGUUCACGCUCUCGUCAGCGGCCGCCGGAGGAUGGGUUUGGCCGUGGGUGGGUGGGUGGGGGUCGAACUCGAACUCGAACCCGAAGAGCUUGAGCUUGUUGGUGUCGCCGCCGGAGGAGGAAGAUUCGGCGGAGGUGUUACUCGACGAGAUGUUCGAGAUGCUCGGUGGGUUGAUCCAGCGAGCUUCUUUGCUUGUCUCUGGCGAUUCCCAGGUGGAGAAAUCGGCCGGAUUCGACGACCCAGGUGAAGUGAAUUCCAACGAGAAACUAAGCCUGCUGAAGGUGGCAGCAAUGAUAGAGAACUCUGCAAAAUCAGGAGCUGAAACAAUCGAUCUUGGCAGCGGUGGCGAGGACUGACCGGCGGCAGCUGCUGGUUUUGAUGGAGAAGAAGAGGGGUUGCUGGAGGAGAAAGAAGAGGGUUCGAAGAGAUUAGGUCAAUAGGGAUAGGGCGAAUUUUUUAUUUUUUUUUAUUUUAUUUUUGUAAAUGACGUGUCGUGUGAGUGCUGAGUUGGAAAUGAAAUGGAGGGUGAGUUGGCAGCCAAGUCAGCGUUCCGUUAAUUUAACUAACGGUGUCACUGACGCCGUUAAAUUAUGUAACGGAAAUG
Linum tenue is the source of this 758-nucleotide messenger RNA. NCBI's taxonomy places the organism in Eukaryota, Viridiplantae, Streptophyta, Magnoliopsida, Malpighiales, Linaceae. The record is from the annotation of a GenBank genome assembly.